Closterium sp. Yama58-4 is the source of this 1926-nucleotide messenger RNA. The record is from the annotation of a GenBank genome assembly. Lineage: Eukaryota; Viridiplantae; Streptophyta; Zygnematophyceae; Desmidiales; Closteriaceae.
AUGGAGGUCGCUCGUACCUCCAUGAUCCAUGCGGCUGCCCCCCAUUUUGUGUGGCCGUUUGCGGUCCGGUACGCCGCGCAUCAGCUCAACCUCUGGCCCCGUGUCUCCUUGCCCGAGACCUCGCCCACACUGCUGUGGACGGGGAAGGUUGGCGAUGCGUCGCGUUUCCGGGUCUGGGGUGCUCGUGCCUUUGUCCGCGAUACCACCGCGGACAAGCUCUCCGCCCGCGCUGUUCCAUGUGUCUUCCUUGGCUUUGUCCUUGACGCGCCUGGUUGGCAGUUUUACCACCCCAGCUCGCGCCGUGUCUUUGCGUCUCAGGACGUCACGUUCGACGAGUCGGUUCCCUUUUACCGUCACUUCCCCUACCGCACUGCCUCGCUCCCCCCCCCCGCCGCUCUUCCUCGCUCCAGGUGCUCCCCAGGUCCUACUGAGGGUGGUCCUGCUCGGGGUGCUACUUCUGUGGGUGCUGAGCCUGGGGGUGCGGAGCCUGGGGGUGCUGAGCCUGGGGGUACUGAGCCUGAGGGUGCGGAGCUUGAGGGUGUGGAGCUUGGUGGUGCUGAGCCUGAGUGUGAGGGGUCUGGGGGUGCUGAGCUUGGCUGUACUGACGCUGGAGGUUCUGGAGCUACUGAGGGUGCUGGCGCUGGAGGUUCGGGAGCUGUUGGAGGGCCUAGUACUGGUGGCGCUGGAGCUGGAGGUUCUGGAGCUGCUGAGGGUGCUCGCGCUGGAGGUUCUGGAGCCGUUGGAGCUACUGGCGCUGUGGGUACUGACACCGGAGGUUCUGGAGCCGUUGGGGGUGCGGGCGCUGAGGGUUCUGAGUCUGCUGUUGCGCGGUCUCCUUGGAGUAGCCGCCUUCGUCCACGUGUGCCUCUCACCUCACAGCAGCUGCAAGACUGGAGUGGUGCUGGUCCUUUGUCUACUGGAGGUGCUGGAGUCGCUGGCUCCGAAGGUGCUCGUACUGGAGGUACUGGAGCUGCUGGGGCUGGGGGUGCUGCGUCUGGAGGUGCUGCUGCUGGAGACACUGAGACUGGAGACCCUGGGACUGGAGGUGCUGGUUCUGGGGGUGCUGCUGCUGGAGACACUGAGGUUGGAGACCCUGGGACUGGAGGUGUCGGUUCUGGGACUGGAGCUUCUAAAGCUGCUGGAGGUGCUGGAGCUGCUGGAGGUACUGGAGCUGCUGGAGCUGCCGGUACUGGUACAGCUGCGCCGACACGCCUGUUCUUCGCUCCGCCGUCUCCAUCGUCUCUGCCGCCGUCUGACUCUGUUCUUCGUCAGGUUCUUAUUCUCCCGUCGUCUACUGGUCUUCCGUUACAGCCUGGCUCACCGCUACCUGCUCCUUCUCCCUACACUGAGCAGACUGGUAGUCCUGCUGAGCGUCACACUGUUGUCACUGACCCGUCGUUUGAGUCUACUGCUGUGUCUGCUCUUGUCGCUGAGCUUGUUAACUUUGCUGCUGCCUGUCGUCUAGACAUCGCUGCCAGUCUUGUUGCUGAGUCUGAGUCCGUCUGUCCUCCGUCCGUCGAGGGUGAUUGUGCUCUUAGCACGGACGUCCUUGAGAAAAGGCACGAGGACCUUGAGUGUCUUGCAGCCGCUGUGCCUCAUCUCAUGGCCAUGCUGCUUGCCCCUGAGGGAGACCCAGAUGCACCAGACAUCCCGACCCCGCGCUCUUACGCUGAGGCGAUCGCGGGUGAGUACUCCUCUCAGUGGCAGACAGCCAUGGACGCAGAGAUGGCAUCCUGGAAGUCCACAGGCACUUACGUCGAUAAGGUUCCCCCUCCUGGGGCGAACAUCGUCGAUGGCAUGUGGAUUUUCAGGGUGAAGCGGCCGCCGGGUUCUCCGCCUGUCUUCAAGGCUCGUUACGUUGCUAGAGGCUUCAGUCAGCGAGAGGGAGUUGACUUCUUCCAGACCUUCUCCCCACCCCGAAGAUGA